AUGGAAAAUACGGAAUUGAAGAGCAAAAAAAGAAAACGGAAACACGGUCAUGCUAAUGCAAGAGACGACGACAUUCCCCAAGACCUUGAACCAUUAGUCACCGACCUUGCGAGUACGACCAGCCUGCACAAGAAGAAGAAAAGAAAACGUGAGGGCAACACCGCUAAAGAGCAGGAAAGCAAUGGAGACUAUAAUCACAAUGAAGAGAAUGGGAACACAGCUCAUCAGCCCAAAGUGGUGACGGAGGAGCCAGUUUCUCAAAAUGGCAGACAAAAAAUUGAUGAUAACGAAGAAGGAGAGGAAGAGGAGGAGGGAGAGGAAGCCGGCGAACCGUUUAAGGAUGGGGAUACUACAACAGUAGAUGAGCCAAUUCCAGCGAAUACAACUCUAUCUCUACCUACAGCCACCGAUCCCAAGCUCUUCUCCGAUUUAGAUCUCUCGAGCAAAACCAUGCAAGCAAUUGAAGAAAUGAAGUUCACAGCAAUGACGGAAAUCCAGCAAAGGGGAAUACCACCGCUCCUAGCGGGCAAAGAUGUGCUAGGAGCAGCAAAGACAGGCUCAGGCAAAACAUUAGCUUUCUUGAUACCUGCGGUAGAGAUGUUGAGUGCGCUGCGAUUCAAACCUCGGAACGGUACUGGUGUCAUCAUCGUGUCGCCCACUCGAGAGCUAGCCCUGCAGAUCUUCGGCGUUGCGCGAGAACUGAUGGCUCAUCACUCACAAACCUACGGCAUAGUCAUGGGCGGAGCGAACAGGCGUGCAGAAGCUGAAAAAUUGUCGAAAGGCGUCAAUCUGGUAAUCGCAACGCCUGGUCGACUGCUCGAUCAUCUACAGAAUACGAAAGGUUUUAUCUUCAAGAAUUUGAGAGCACUGAUUAUAGACGAAGCAGAUCGGAUACUGGAAGUUGGGUUCGAAGAUGAGAUGCGGCAAAUCGUCAAGAUUUUGCCUAACGAAGAUCGGCAGACCAUGCUGUUCUCAGCUACGCAAACCACAAAAGUGGAAGAUCUAGCGCGCAUCUCACUUCGUCCUGGUCCCCUCUACAUUAAUGUUAGCAGCAGCGACGUCCACAGCACAGUCAGCGGUCUUGAGCAAGGUUUUGUUCUGUGCGGUGGUGACAAACGCUUCUUACUACUCUUCUCAUUCCUAAAACGCCAACAUGCAGCAAAGAAGAAAACCAUUGUCUUCUUCUCCUCGUGCGCAUGUGUCAAAUAUCACGCAGAGCUUCUCAACUACAUCGACCUGCCCUGCUUGGACUUACACGGCAAGCAGAAGCAGCAGAAACGAACAAACACCUUCUUCGAAUUCUGCAACGCCACACACGGCACCCUCCUAUGUACUGACGUCGCCGCUCGAGGCCUCGACAUACCCGCAGUCGACUGGAUCGUCCAAUUCGACCCCCCAGACGAACCUCGCGACUACAUCCACCGCGUCGGUCGUACCGCCCGCGCCGGCGGCCGUGGCCGCAGCCUCCUCUUCCUCCAACCCUCCGAAGUCGGCUUCCUCAGCCAUCUCAAGCAAGCCAAGGUCCCGCUCGUAGAAUUCGAGUUCCCUGUGAAGAAAGUCCAGAAUAUCCAGCCGCAGCUCGAGAAGCUCAUCGGCCAGAAUUACUACCUCAACCAAGGCGCGAAGGAUGGUUAUAGGAGCUACUUGCAGGCGUAUGCGAGUCAUAGCUUACACAGUGUCUUUGAUGUUGGUAAGUUGGAUUUGAAACUUGUGGCGAAGAGUUUUGGGUUCUCGCAACCCCCAAGGGUGGAUAUUCAGCUCGGUAGUAGUAUGAAGGAUCGGACGAAGUGGAGGCGAGAGUAUGGCCGGCAGCCGAAUCAGAAGGGCGGACAGAGGUUUCAGCAUAGGAAGCGGAGGGAUGUAGAUGGUUAG
Bacidia gigantensis is the source of this 1872-nucleotide messenger RNA. RefSeq names its product ATP-dependent RNA helicase (gene HAS1). The record is from RefSeq and is a predicted model, not a curated record. Gene Ontology annotation, cellular component: nucleolus. The coding region runs from base 1 to 1872 and encodes 623 amino acids. Gene Ontology annotation, molecular function: RNA helicase activity; ATP binding; nucleic acid binding. The transcript is spliced from 3 exons. Gene Ontology annotation, biological process: maturation of LSU-rRNA from tricistronic rRNA transcript (SSU-rRNA, 5.8S rRNA, LSU-rRNA). Lineage: Eukaryota; Fungi; Ascomycota; Lecanoromycetes; Lecanorales; Ramalinaceae.